AUGCCAACCGCCUCCACACUCUCCGGCUACACAUUCUCCAACUGGGGUCCACUCACAACAACCUUCACUGCUCCAACCAGUUGCGCAACACUCACCAGCAAUGUAGGGGCUGGGGAGUCAAUCCCGUUCCCGCGUCUCUACUAUAGAGCCGAAUGCUCACCCGAAUAUGACUGGUCGUGUGUGCCAACAGGCACAAUCACCUCCCUACCGCCACAAUAUACAUCUCUGGAUUUAAAUCCGCAGAACGAGAUGCAUAAGAAUUAUUUCUCACCAGGCCUGUACUGCCCAUCCGGAUGGGCAACCGUAGGACUGGCAUCGAGAGACGGCGACAAGCCAGUGACUUCCUCGGGCGUGGUCAGUCCGAUAGCACCAGUGCCCACGCACUUCUAUUUCCCUUUUGCGAAUACACCGGAAAAUGUGUUUGUGCAAAUGCUGGAACCUAAUGAAACAGCCGUGUGGUGUUGUCCGAGUUCGAUGACCGCAAACACCUUAGUAGGGUGCUACUCAGCACUUCCAGACUACGAAAUAAGCACGGUUUGCGAGAUGGUCAUGCCGAGUUACAAUAUUGAUAUAGAGUCUGCGACGGUGCUCUUGGACGGCACCACGGUGAGCGGGCCAAUGAUGUCACUUACUGGGACACAUCCGGUUUCCACCAGGCAUCAUAACGUUCCUGACGAUUAUGAAUUCGUUGGUCUUACCAUUGCACCUUUUGUUACGAUCGUGCAUCGGUCAGGGGAUCUACCUGCCUCGACGACUGUGCAUCAGUCAAGCGACCUACCCACCUCGCCAUCUACGGUGAAGACGAACGGUGUGUCGUCGAAUAUGGGAAACUUCGGUGGUGUUCUUCUAGUAUGGACUGCCAUGACAGUGGGAGUAGCAAAAGCUAUGUUCUGGUGA
This is a messenger RNA of Penicillium concentricum, 897 nucleotides long. RefSeq lists its product as uncharacterized. The record is from RefSeq and is a predicted model, not a curated record. Lineage: Eukaryota; Fungi; Ascomycota; Eurotiomycetes; Eurotiales; Aspergillaceae. The coding region runs from base 1 to 897 and encodes 298 amino acids. The transcript has 2 exons.